UUUUAUGGUAGCAGAUGAAUUUGAUGAAGGAAAACAUUAACCCGUCAAAACUGUAUAAUGUAGUAAUUGUAUUUUUAAUAAUAAUGAUAAUAAAUCUUUCUAGUUAGUAGAGAGCAUAAACAUAUGAACCUUGGCUUCUUCUUUCUUAAUCUUAAGAUAACAUUCCAUUCACGCCAUGCAGAUUCUUCUCUUCUUCGCUGCUUAGCAAUAGCGUGUUCCUAUAUCUCAAUGCUCCAAUGCCAUUCACGGCUUAUUUCUUUGUUCAAAUGGAUUGAAUUCUGCACAUCAUUUCACUGUGUAUGGAACACUAUGGAGGCUAAUUAGAAAAUAUUGGUGUUAAAUUGCGAAAACUCGAAAAAGAACAUGGCUACAGCUACCAAGGCUGAAAAGAAGGCUGCAGUGGAUGCAGCUGCAUGGGUGUUCAAUGUUGUCACCUCUGUUGGUGUUAUAAUUGUCAACAAAGCUUUGAUGGUCACUUAUGGCUUCAGUUUUGCUACAACAUUAACAGGUCUUCAUUUCGCUACGACAACUUUGAUGACAACCGCAUUAAAGAUGCUAGGAUAUGUCCAGCCGUCUCACUUGCCAUUGUUUGAACUUCUAAAAUUUGUGUUCUUUGCUAACUUCUCUAUUGUUGGAAUGAAUGUGAGCCUAAUGUUGAACUCAGUGGGAUUCUACCAAAUUGCUAAGUUGAGCAUGAUCCCUGUAUCCUGCCUAUUUGAAAUUGUUUUCGACAAGAUUCGGUAUUCAAGAGACACGAAACUGAGCAUACUUGUUGUCCUUAUUGGUGUCUCUGUUUGCACCGUAACUGAUGUGAGCGUUAAUUCAAGAGGAUUCAUUGCUGCCUCUAUAGCAGUAUGGAGCACUGCUCUGCAACAGUAUUACGUUCAUUAUCUUCAACGGAAAUAUUCGCUAAGUUCUUUCAACCUUUUAGGACACACAGCACCUGCUCAGGCUGGAACACUACUGUUGAUAGGCCCUUUCCUAGAUUAUUGGUUGACAAACAACAGAAUUGACAAGUAUGCUUUCAACUUUGGCUCCUUGAUGUUCAUAGUUCUGUCAUGCACCAUAGCAGUUGGCACAAACCUCAGCCAAUUCAUCUGCAUUGGGAGAUUCACUGCUGUGUCGUUCCAAGUACUAGGACACAUGAAGACAAUACUUGUUCUAGUGAUGGGAUUCUUAUUCUUUGGUAGGGAUGAUCUCAAUCUCCAUGUGGUUCUAGGAAUGGGGAUUGCCGUGUUCGGAAUGAUAUGGUACGGCAAUGCCUCAUCCAAGCCCGGUGGAAAGGAGCGAUGGAGCCACGCUCUCCCCACCAACAAAACAGAACCACGAUGAUACCAUGAUUGUGAUUUCGUUGGUGAAACCUGAGCUCACCAAGAAAGAAAGAAAAAGAAAGAGAAAUAUAGAUAGUUAGGUCCUUGGAAAGAAUUUUUUUAUUUGAAAUCAGAACCCCCAGGGGUUCUAAAUUAUUUCAGCCCCAUUUUUGUAAUUCUUUGAAAUUUCUUAGUUUUGGUCUCGGUGGAUAUUUCCUGGUAGGUGCAGGUUCCCUGCCAUGAUGGAAAAAAUAUUUAUUAUUCGGUUUAGCUAAUAAAUUCCUUUUGAAGCCUCAGUUUAGAGAGAGUUGAAGGGUAUGUUUGGUUCUUCCAUUCCUAUCCAAUGCUGUCAAUAGAUUAAAUACCCUCGUCAUUUGCCCAACACUUUAGGUUCUGUUGUUAUGAGACAAAAACAGAGAGAUAGAAACAGAAAUUUGGGGAAGAAAUCGUAUUUGGGCGUAUAGACAGAAAAUUAAAAUUUAGCCAAAAUUCUUGUUCACUUAGGACUAAGAUAAUUUUUGAAGUCAGGUAAUAUUUUUUUCUUUUUCCAAAACUAUCAUCACUCCCUUCUCUCCCUCGCCCUCCUUUCUGUUGUUGCCGCCUUCACCCUCCCCCACGGCACCUGUUUCUCCUCCUUCCAUGCCAACGAUAACAAAGACAACAGGGCCUCAAAACAAGACAAUCUCUGUUUGUUUUCCCUGCAAUGCUGUCACCUCCAACGGCACCCACCCAACGCAGACACUAGGGCACACCACCAAAACCUUAAUGGUGCUGCUGUAUCAAAAACUAGAUGACUUGCAAAAGCUGAAACCAUUGCCUUCCCUACCUAGCAAUAAUUUCCAACCAUGGCCUAGUGAAAAAGAUAAGGACGAAAAACACAGAAUCAUGAAGAUGAACAAUUCCAGUUUUUAUUUGAAGGAAGAACCGUGGUUAAGAAAAAGUUACAAGGUGAAAAUAACAAAGGUCUUUUUUUGUAACUUAAAUUUGAGACAAUUGCUUUUAUAUGUCGGUCUCAAAUUUCCUCUUUCUGUCUUCAUAUUUCCCUCCCGAGGCAAAAUCCAAAUAAUCCUUCUUCGGUUAAUUCUCUUCAUUUUCAAUUGUGAAUGCAAUAUAAUACAUAACACUCGUAUAAGAAAAACCAAGCAUAACAAUAAUAAUAAAAAGUAAAGAACUCAUUUGCUCAGGUAAAAUAUAUCCCAUCGUAAUUUUGGCUUCACUGCUGUUACUAAUCGAUAAUCAUUUGAAAGUAUUUUGUUAGGCCAACUUUCUGUUAAAACGCAACUUAAUACUAUUGGAUCGGAAGUCUGAUAAAUCUUAAAAUAUCAUCAUAAUUCAACUAAAUGGAAG
Arachis ipaensis is the source of this 2657-nucleotide messenger RNA. RefSeq names its product UDP-rhamnose/UDP-galactose transporter 6. The record is from RefSeq and is a predicted model, not a curated record. NCBI's taxonomy places the organism in Eukaryota, Viridiplantae, Streptophyta, Magnoliopsida, Fabales, Fabaceae.